Molecule: messenger RNA, 1989 nt
Organism: Hyaloscypha bicolor E
Lineage: Eukaryota; Fungi; Ascomycota; Leotiomycetes; Helotiales; Hyaloscyphaceae
Exons: 7
Coding region: 1-1989 (662 amino acids)
Source: RefSeq, a predicted model, not a curated record
AUGGCGCGCCCAGGCUCCGGCCUGUUCGCAGGCUACGAUCUAGAGAGCUACAGUUCCUUGCGCAAACUGGCAAUUGCGCUCCAGUAUUGGAUACACGGUGGCAGGAAUUACUCGGGCGCGGAGUUGGGGCAUCUAACUAAACUUCAGCAAGGUGCAGUCGAGAUGCUAGGUCAGAGAAUGGCCAACAAUCCAUUACUGACCCAGAUUAUCAUGCGGUUCCUCCAAGCACCUCGACCAGGCGGUCGUUACCAAUCACCAGUUUUGCUUGCGGCAGGAAGAGACUUGAGAGAUUACGCAGUCCCAGGAUCUGCAGAACCACGCGCUGCGGCAUACCAAGAUGCUACUAUUGCUUGGCAAAAGCGUUCGCCGUUACAGCCUCCCGAUGUACAUACACUUGCCAAUCACGCAGCUCUUUAUGAACAGACGCAGAGAGUUAUAGCAUAUGAAGAGAUAAUGCAAACUCGAGGUGUUGUCAUAGACGAUUACCCUACGGACGAAGGAGAAGACGGUGGCGGUUCAGCCGAAGGAGAGGUGGGAGAUAAGAAGAGCAAGAAGAGUUAUCUAGCCGAAGUUAGUUCUCAUUACGCCAUCCCAAGCCAGCCAUCUCAACAAGAUGAGCCGAGUGAAGAGGAGAGACCAAGAAAGAGGGUAUCAAUGACCAUGAAGCAAAUCAUGGCCGAAGCUGCCUCGCAAGGAAGCAGGACAUACAUUCCUCCUGCUACACAAACAUCUCCAUCUGGAAGCCGAAGAUCAACGGACCGCCCGCAACCAGUCGAUGAGGAAAUGAAGAAGAUGGGCCGAUCCACAAAAGCCACCAGUGGUAGAGCAAAUCGAAAACGUAUACUGCACCCUUGGCUCCAGAGUGAGAAAGAGACUGUGCUUGGCUUGAUACAAGAGCAGCUGGAAAACCAUGGAUAUCUGGGAUGGGACGCUGUUGCUAAUUCUUACAACAAAAUGAUGGCAGGAGUCACGCAAUGUCCGGGAGAAAAGCUCGCCACAUCGGGUCGUUGGAGAUCGGGCCUCUUGCGGGAGGUUAGGGUGGCGCCGGUGCGUAACGAGAAAGCGCUCUUUUUAAGCAGUGACAGAUGGAAGGAAUAUCAUGCUUUGCUGGCAGCUUACCCUCUGACUGUCGACGCAGAUAAGAAUAUUGAUGAAAAGGGUGAAAUCAUUCAGGAGGCCGUGGCAGAUUCAGAGUAUGGGGAUGAGGAGAUUACGAGGCCAAACAUACAACCUCGAGCUUAUCCCUCCGAAGCCAAAAUAUUCUUCCCUUUGGACCGCAAAAGGGAGAAUAGCUACCGGCCAGUAGAAGACGGGUCCACCUCCGGAUUCGAUUUUCAAUUCUCGAAAUAUUAUCAUGGCUUGUGCGGCACGGGUUUUACUUUCUGGAUUGCAGAGCAGCAUUUGCUGCAGAAUAUCCCCGUAAUGUUCUUCUGGGUCGGUUAUCAACAGUUUCGGGGGUGUAUAAAACUGUCGGCUCGAUUCGAAUUUUGGGCGAUUCUCAUCUUCAGGAUCUUGGCCAAACCUUCGGGAUGCCGUGUAGCUCUAGAUGGUCGUGGCCUGUAUUCAAUCCCUGGUUUAUCUGAAUUUGGAUCGACAUAUCAGCCACAACACCUAUAUAGGCAGGCCGCCCAGCAAUGGGAUGUCAUUGAACGGGGCUGUUACCCAGGUCGCAACGACACACGAACCCGCAUGACCGCCGUGCACGGAACCCAGGACCUUGCUGUUCUUUAUUCUCUCCUUGGCAUGAAGUUGACCCAGUGGAGCAAUGUUCUUGACGUGAGCUUCACCAAGAACAUGGCCAGCACUCCCGGCCAGACUCCAGAGCUGGACAGAGAUGGUCUAUGGGGGUGGAUCAAAGCUCCUUGGCUUUUGUGUCCAGAAAUCUGGGCAUAUUUCCCCCUUUCAAGAGGAAACUGUGCUCAAAUUCUUCGGCAUUAUGUAGUUACAACGGCGGGAAUUUGUUUUGCUGCGUUGGGCUACUGGGAAUAG